AUGGACUCGACAAUCGCCCCUAAACCACGGCCUCGGCCCGCCCAUACACAAGGAACUACUCGCUGCGCCUACACUCCCGAUGGAACUCGUCUCGUCACAGUCGGCUCCAACAACACGAUUCGUCUCUACAAAACAGGAUCUGAUGGAGAACCGAUCAAUAUCGAUGAUUGUCAGGAACAGAACAUGGCUGUUGCCGCUGGUGACGAAUUCUUUAUCGUUGGAUCCGAGGACGGCACCGUCAGUUUAUACUCCCUCGAGACACAUACCUUUGAGCGCUUCCUUACUCGAACUGUCCUGCCAAUUCGCGAUGUUGCAUUGUCUAGUGAUCGAAAAUGGUGCGCUGUGGCAAGUGAUGAGUUGAGUGUCAAGAUUGUGAACACAAAGGACAUCACACAGGUCAAGCACCUUCGAGAGCAUGCCCGCGCUGUACGAAAUGUUAGCUUCGAUCCUCAAGGGCGAUUGGUUGCGCUUUCUGGAACCGAUGGAAUCGUUUACGUAUAUUCUCUUACAGCUGAAGAGCCAGAACUGAUUCGAAAGGUGGAUGGUAUCAUUGGUGCUAUCGACGGAGAUAGCGAGACGUCAACACGUGUUGCGUGGCAUCCAGAUGGGAGAGCAUUUGCCGUACCAACACCCGUUAAAGACAUCCAGAUCAUCUCCAAGAAUGAUUGGGAGAAGCAAAGAACUUUCGCCAAUGGACAUUUGGCUGACAUUACUGCCAUAGCCUGGUCGCCCAAUGGUGCCUUGUUGGCGUCAGCAAGCAAAGACGGAAAGGUCAUCGUCUGGGAAACCAAGACACAGUCCGUCAUUGCAAGAUACGACUACUCUAAUGUCAUUGACAUUGCGUGGCACCCUACCAAGAACAUUGCGUCCUUCACGACCACCGAUGGUGAAGUCUACAUCUACCCAGACUUCCUCACAGACCAGUUCUCGCCCCUCUUGAAACUGGCCACACAACCUGCCCCCUUCAUUCACGACCCCCUUGCCGAGUUAUCUGCGAACCGAAGACCGCCUCAAGUCAACGGUCAGAAGCAACAAGGUCUGCCAACGAGACCCCGAAGGGAGUCACUUGGAAGUCUCGACUCAUUUCUCGAAGGCGGAGAUGGAUACGGUGAUGAUGACUUCGUGGAGGAUGAUGACGGUGCCGGGUACACUGUUGGGCAAGGUCAGAAACGAGCCCGGGACGGCGAUGAUGUCUACGGCACCUCAAGUAAGCGUCGCCAUAUGCUUGAGCCGCAAUACCACGAAGCAUUUCAACCAGGAGCGACUCCCUGGCGAGGGAACCGCAAGUACCUUUGUCUGAACCUGAUUGGGUUUGUCUGGACAGUCGAUCAGGACUCCCACCACACUGUUACAGUUGAGUUCUACGAUCACGAACUCCAUCGAGACUUUCACUUUAGCGAUACCUUCCUCUACGAUAAGGCCUGCUUGGCCGAGCACGGCACACUCUUCUCAUGCCCACCUAAGGAUGAUGCCCCUGCAGUCAUAUUCUAUCGACCACACGAGACAUGGACGCAACGACAUGACUGGCGCAUCGAAUUACCCAAGGACGAAGCUGUGACGGCCAUGUCCUUGAGUGAGUCUUUUAUUACAGUCACAACUAGCGCCAACUACGUCCGAGUAUACACCCUAUUCGGCAUGCCAUAUCGCGUAUAUCGACCCAAGAGCACACCAAUGGUGACAUGUGCAAGCUGGAGGGAUUACGUAUUGACUAUGGGCAAUGGACCCAUGGGCGCGGAUGGUAACACUCGCCUUCUGUACACCAUUGAAAAUGUCAAGAGAGAUGAGAUUUGCCAGAAUGAGGAUACAGUAGCACUACCCGAGGGCGCCACACUGAAGAGCGUCUUCUUCUCGGACAAUGGCGACCCCUGUAUCUACGACUCAACAGGCACUCUGCUUACACUUCUUCACUGGCGACAGCCUUCAAGGGCAUCAUGGGUGCCCCUUUUAGACACAAAAUUGAUGGAACGUCUAGCAUCAGGCCGCAAGAACGAGUCCUACUUCCCUAUUGCAGUGGCCGAUAACAAGUUCCACUGCAUCAUUCUCAAGGGUGGUGACCAGUACCCCUAUUUCCCUCGUCCACUUCUGUCUGAGUUCGAUUUCUCCAUCCCUAUAGCAUCGGCACCUAAAACCUCGAAGCGUAAAGCUCGGGAAGGAUCUGAGGAUCUUGACAUGGCCGAUGGCGAUGAAGAUAAGGACGAUGAAGAUGAUGGUUCUUCAGAAACUCGCAAGCUCGAGCAGCAGUUCAUGCUUCAUAAUGUGAAGGCAGCUCAGCUCCGAGAUCUCAUGGAGGCUACAUCAGGCAGCCACACACUACGCUCGCAGCUCUCACGUCUUGAACUCGAUAUCGACAAGACUCUCCUGCAACUUCUCGCGGUUGAGUGUCGUGAAGGUGAAGAGCGAGGCAUGCGUGCGCUGGAGAUGGUACAGCUGAUGCGGGAUCGUACAGGCCGCAUGAUGGAGGCUGCUGGUAGAGUAGCAGAGAGAUAUGGAAGGACGAUAUUGGGAGAAAAGAUUCGCGAGGUCGGUGAGAAACGGGUUGGAGGACUGGAAGAUGAUGACUUUCCAUAA
Messenger RNA from Fusarium tjaetaba, 2568 nucleotides. Its product is annotated as chromosome transmission fidelity 4. Gene Ontology annotation, cellular component: nuclear replication fork. The record is from RefSeq and is a predicted model, not a curated record. NCBI's taxonomy places the organism in Eukaryota, Fungi, Ascomycota, Sordariomycetes, Hypocreales, Nectriaceae. Gene Ontology annotation, molecular function: chromatin binding; protein binding. The transcript has 2 exons. Bases 1 to 2568 code for a protein of 855 amino acids. Gene Ontology annotation, biological process: mitotic cell cycle; DNA repair; DNA-templated DNA replication.